AGUCUGAAGCACUCAUGUAUGCAGACGAUACGGCAUUAGUUUUUGUCGGGGACACAAUAAGUGAACUACAAGGUAAAAUAAAUGAAGAAUUAACAAGGGUCUUAACGUGGUUCACUAGUAACCAACUCACACUUAACAUUAAAAAAACUAAGUACACUGUGUUUCACUCUAGGAGAAGGCAAACAAAUUCUGAAGAACUAGCUAUAUACUUAGAUAACGUGCAGUUGCUGCAUGUUUCCUGUUACAAAUAUUUCGGUGUCUUGUUUGAAACCGAUAUGCAUUGGAAGAAUCAAAUUAAAAACAUCAGCACAAAACUUGCACACGGAUGCUACAGACUACUAAAGGCUCGGGAGUUUUUUAAUUCGUCUAUACUGCGCAUUCUAUACUUUGCAUUUGUACAUAGUCACUUGAAUUACUGUAUAGAGUCUUGGGGCGGAACAUACACCACGUAUUUAGAGCCACUCAGUCGAUUGCAGAAAAGGGCUAUGAGACUCAUUACUUAUUCUAGAUAUACCGAACCAAGUGGUCCUCUAUUUCGAUCAGUU
Messenger RNA from Ixodes scapularis (black-legged tick), 545 nucleotides. RefSeq lists its product as uncharacterized. The transcript is spliced from 2 exons. Lineage: Eukaryota; Metazoa; Arthropoda; Arachnida; Ixodida; Ixodidae. The record is from RefSeq and is a predicted model, not a curated record. The annotation marks the transcript as partial.